Penaeus monodon (black tiger shrimp) is the source of this 2538-nucleotide messenger RNA. RefSeq names its product basic proline-rich protein-like. The record is from RefSeq and is a predicted model, not a curated record. Lineage: Eukaryota; Metazoa; Arthropoda; Malacostraca; Decapoda; Penaeidae. Bases 1 to 2538 code for a protein of 845 amino acids. The transcript is spliced from 2 exons.
AUGUCGCCCGACCGCCUCCCGCCCGGCAUGCCGACCGACCGCCGGCGCCCGGCAGGCCGCCCGACCGCCCUGCCGCUCCGGCAGGCCGCCCGUAACGCCCGCACUGCCCGGUCAGGCCGCCCGACCGCCCGGCCUCCCUAUUUCCGCACGACGCCCGGCAGCCGCAAGCUCGGCCCGGACCGCCCGCCCUCCCGGCAGGGAGCCGCCGCGCGCCCGCCCGGCAGGCCGCCCGACCGCCCGGCCGGCCCCGGCAGGCCGCCGACCGACCGGCCGCCCGCAGGCCGCCCGACCGCCCGGCGCGCCGAGGCAGGCCGCCCGACCGCCCGGCCCGCCCGGCAGACCGGCCAGAACGCCCGGCCGCCCGCCAGGCCGCACCGACCGCCCGCCUCCUCCGGCGAGGGCCGCCCGCCGACCUCCCGUCCUCGGCAGGCCGCACUGACCGCUCGCCCUGCCCGUCAGGCCGCCGACCCCCCGGCCGCCCGUCAUGCCGCCGACCGCCCGGCCGCCCGGCAGGCCUCCCGACCCCCCGCCCGCCAGGUCAAGGCCCGCCUCGACCGCCAGCCCCGCCCGCAGGCGCCCGACCGCCCGGCCGCCCGGCAUGCCCCCGACCGCCCUGCCGCCCGCAGCCGCCCGGACCGCCAGGCGCCCGGCAUGCAGCCCGACCGCCCGACCUCCCUGCUAGGCCGCCCUACCUCCCUGCCGCCCGGCAGGGCGGCCCCGACCGCCCGGCAGCCCGCAGGCCGCCGACCGCCCGGCCUCCCGGCAGUCCGCGCCGACCGCCCGGCGCCCGCAGGCCGCUCCUGGACCGCACCUGCCGCCCGGCAGGCCGCCUAUGACCGCCCGGCCGCCCGGCAGCCGCCCGACCGCCCGGCCGCCCGGCAGGCCGCCCGACCGCCCGGCCGCCCGGCAUGCCGCCGGACCGCCCGGCCGCCCGGCAGGCCGCCCACCGCCCGCCGCCCGUCAGGCCGCCCGACGCCCCGCCCGCCCCGCCCGGCCGCCCUGCAGGCGCCCGAGCUCCCGGCCGCCCGGCAGGCCGCCCGACCGCCAGCCGUGCCCGCCCUGCCGCCCGACCGCCCGCCGGCACGGCCCGGCGCCUCGACCCUGCCCGCCCGCCCGGGCAGGCCUCUCCGAAACCUGCCCGCCGCCCGGAGGCCCCCGACCGCCCUGCCGCCCGCAGGCCGCCCGACAUCGCUCGGCCGCCGGCAGGCCGCCGACCGCCCGGCUCUAGGGCAUGCCUCCCGACCGUCCCUUCCGCCGUCAUUCCUCCUCCCGCAGUCCGCCUACCCUCGCCCGCCCUUCAGGCCUCCCGACCGCCCGUCCGCUCCGGCAUGCCGCCCGUACCGCCCUUCCGCCCUUGCAGGCCGCCCUCCCUUCAUGCGCCGACCGCUCUCCCUGCCCGGGCAGGUCCGACCACCACGCCCUCCGUCCGCCCGGCCGCCCGACCUCCCGUGCCGCCGUCAGUUCCGCCCUAACCGCCCCCCGCCCUUCAGGCCUCCGACCGCCCGGCCGCCCUUCAGGCCGCCGACCUCCCGGCCUCCGCUGUCAUUCCUCCCUGCCUGCAGGUCCGCCCGACCUCCCGCCCGCCCCUGCCUGCCUUCCGCCCUGCAGGUCCGCCCGACCUCCCGUCCCGCCCCUCAGCCGCCCGUACCUCCCGCCCUCGCCGGCCAGUCCUCCGACCGCCCGGCCGCCCGGCAGGCAGCCCGACGCUCGCCUCCCGGCAGGCCGCCUCCCUCAGUCCGUCCCGACCGCCCUGCGCCCGUCAGUCCCCCCGACCUCCCGUUCCACUUCAGUCCUUCUCGACUCCCCCCGACCCUGAAGCCGACCGACCUCCCCCCCCCGCAGUCCGCCCUACCUCCCGUCCUCCCGUCAUUCCUCCCGUACCUCGCGGCCGCCCGGCAUGCCUCCCGACAUCCACGCCGCCGUCAGGCCGCCCGACCGCCCGGCCGCCCGGGCAGUGCCGCCCUCCCGGCAGUCUCCCGACCGCCCUUCUCCCGUCAGGCCUCCCUGACUCCCGUCCUCCCGGCAGGCCGCCCCGACCUCCCGGCCGCCCGGGCAUGCUCCCUUCAUGCCUCCCGACCGUCCCGCCCGCCCUUGGGCAGUCCCGCCCACCGCCCUUCUCCGUCAUUCCCGCGACCGCCCGUCCGCCCGGCAGUCCGCCCGAACGCCUCGGCUCCCGGCAGUCCCGCCCGACCGCCCGGCAGCCCGGCAUGGACGCCCUACCUCCCGCCGCCCGUACAUUCCGCCCUACCUCCCUCCCCCCGAUCCCCGCCCUCCCGGCAUGCCAGCCCGGACCUCCCUUCUGCCCUCAGUCCUCCCUACCUCCCUGCCGACCGUCAGGCUCCCUACCUCCCCGGCCGCCCGCAGUCCGCCCUACCGUCCCUGCCUCCCGUGCAGUCCUCCAGACCUCCCGCCGCCUCAUUCCGCCCGACCUGCCCGGUCCUCCGUCAUUCCGCCCUACCUCCUUCCUCCUGGCAUUCCUCCACCUUCCGCCUCCCUUCAGGCCGCCCCUACCGCUCUUCCGCCCUCAUGCCGCCCUAA